GAAUUCGACGCGAUAAUCUUACCGGCGCAUACGGUUGGUGAAUCGCGAUUCGCAGAACCACGGGUUCUUCUGUAGCGUUUGCGUGGGGCCCGCAUUCACGGGCAACGCUUGUGCUAGACUCAUCCUUUGCGAAUCGACGACCAACGACACCAGCUGUCAGCUCUACGACUCAACGCUAUCUUCAUAUCGCUAUCCGGCAACCCAUAAUCGCAUCAUCCAUCCCCGACCAUAUUUCCCCCCCAAUUCUAGCUAUUCUCACGCAUCACUAUGGCGCUCUGCGGCCUCGGCGGCUCCAAGACCGUCCAACGCAAGCUCGUCCUCCUCGGCGACGGCGCAUGCGGCAAAACCUCCCUCCUCAAUGUCUUUACGCGCGGCUACUUCCCAACCGUGUAUGAGCCGACAGUGUUCGAGAACUACGUGCACGACAUCUUCAUCGACAACACGCACGUCGAACUGUCGCUGUGGGACACGGCAGGCCAGGAGGAGUUCGACCGGCUGCGUAGCCUGAGCUACGACGACACGCACUGCAUCAUGCUGUGCUUCUCGGUGGAUUCGCCGGAUUCGUUGGAGAAUGUGGAAUCGAAGUGGGUGGCGGAGAUCGCGGAGAAUUGUCCGGGGGUGAAGUUGGUGUUGGUCGCGCUGAAGUGCGACUUGCGUGAGGGGGAGGGCGAGGAGGAAGAGGAGAAUGAGCCGAAGAAACCGUUGAUUGAGUACCAGCAGGGUCUGGAGGUUGCGGAGAGGAUUCGUGCGCUGCGGUAUCUUGAAUGCUCGGCCAUGAAGAACCGUGGUGUGAACGAAGCCUUCACGGAGGCAGCGAGAGUUGCCAUGUCCGUCAAGCUGACAAAAACGAAGAGAAAGGGUUGCACCUUCCUCUAGGCUAGAUAACGCUGGUCGCUUCUUUGAAAUCACGCGGUACUUGGUGGCAACGAUCUUAUGCUUUGACGGGUCACGGCUGGGAGUUUUUAGGGUUAAAAUUGGAGGAUUCUCGUUCUCCUGGAUACCUGAUUGGCUUUGAGCGUGGUGGGAUUUGCUUGAUGUUUUUUCAUUUACAUUCAUGGGGGAGGGGACAACACUGUCGCCGAGAUAAGGCGCGCACCCUGCAUAUGGGCCCGCUUCCAUUGAUACUCAUUCAUUUAUCGCCUCAUUCGCCAAUUCUCAAUCUUGACCACUACUGUCCGCCUUGACUGAUGGGAGUCCCAUGGCGAGAGAUCAUGGUAAUAAUUUUCAAUGUGAAGAUGGUUUCAAGGGAUGAUACCUCUAAUGCAAA
Messenger RNA from Eremomyces bilateralis CBS 781.70, 1267 nucleotides. RefSeq lists its product as uncharacterized. NCBI's taxonomy places the organism in Eukaryota, Fungi, Ascomycota, Dothideomycetes, Eremomycetales, Eremomycetaceae. Gene Ontology annotation, biological process: small GTPase-mediated signal transduction. The record is from RefSeq and is a predicted model, not a curated record. The transcript is spliced from 2 exons. Gene Ontology annotation, molecular function: GTPase activity; GTP binding. The coding region runs from base 268 to 876 and encodes 202 amino acids.